AUGGUAUGUGAACGAACGCCUUACAUGAAAAGAAACACGAACGAACACAAGAAAUGCUUAAAAGAAGAUGACGAAGAAGAUGACGAAGAAGAAGAAGAAGAAGAAGAAGAAGAAGAAGAAGAAAAAAAGAACUCAAAGAAAACCCCUCAAAUAUUUAUCUUGCCUCCAUGGAAGCCUUUCCCUAAAUAUCAACAGUAUCCACACUAA
This is a messenger RNA of Botrytis sinoallii, 207 nucleotides long. RefSeq lists its product as uncharacterized. The record is from RefSeq and is a predicted model, not a curated record. Lineage: Eukaryota; Fungi; Ascomycota; Leotiomycetes; Helotiales; Sclerotiniaceae. The transcript is spliced from 2 exons. The coding region runs from base 1 to 207 and encodes 68 amino acids.